CUUGGGAGGUUCGGACAAUAUGCUAAUGAGCUAGCAUGACAAAUUGAUUAUGUUAAUUAAUCAACCAUGAAUAUUCAGAACACAGAAAAUUAAUAUGCAAUUAGUGAACACACCGCAUACAUCAAUAAACGAGGGCGUCCAUGGUCUCCCUUCAACCGAAACAUCAACAAAAGUAUUGUGCUGCGGUCGGAUUUUGUGGUCAAAACACGACAAAUAUCGACGCAAAUAUGACGUUUUCCGCAGGUAGUAUAGCAGGCCAUCAUAUGAUGCACGAAAUGGAUGUUGUUACGAAAGUCGCUGGGAAAUUACUAGAGAUCCAACGUUCGCAAUAUUUCGACCGAGCGUCUGUGCUCAGACGACCUCUGAAGGUAGGGUUCACGGUGCAAAUGUUCCUUCUGGCCGCGUAUCUACGGGGAGAAGGAGCUUUCUAACCUAAUCCAGGGGGAAAACUCGUCAAUCGUGUUUUAAACGUACGCAAACUUGGCGAUUUUGUUUAAUUAAAGAGUCUUGGAAAACGAAUUUACACAUUGCCGAUGAGUCGAUGACAGGUGAUCUAUGAGGGCCAGACCUCAUACAGUUCCGAGUGGCCGGCCCUUGUGUCAACGUUUAGUAAUGUCAUUCAUGUCUUUGUUAAAAAUAAUAUUUAUUUUAGAUAUAUGCUUGUUUCUUAGAAAAUAGUGUGUUUAAUAUAUUAGAUGUGUUGCCUUGUUUAAAAUUUAAUAUCGUCGCUUCGAAAUACAGGCAGGCUAGGCAGCCGCGUUAAAUUAUACAAUGACACUGCAAACAUACAGCCCACAUUUCUUAUCUUUUCAAACUUGCAAAAUACCUUAAAAAUUCUAGUUAUUUCUUUAAAUAUUUAAGUAUUCUGAAAAUUCGCUUUUAUCCUAAGUCUUAAUACACUGAAUACAUCUGUCAAACGAUAUAAAAUGCCAAAUCAAUCACCAGUGUUGUAGUCAAGGACCUAAACGUGUCAUGUUGGAUUUUAUUAGCGAACAGCAGGUAACAUUUUAUCAUCUGUGGCUGAAAACGCGCAUGUUUAUAAAUUAUGGCUUUUAGCAUGCUUUUACUGGUUAUUUUUGAAUUUGUUCUUGGAUUCUUAAUUUUGUAUUGGCGAAAAUAAUUAAUCGCGUGAACGAGGCAUAAUAAUCUGUAUUAAAAUAUAAUAUCUAUUAUUAUGGUAUAAUCCUUCUUUGUUUCGCAUGCUAAUUAGUUAAAGCCCACACGAGGUAUGUUUUCAAUAACAAGUAAUUAGCACAAUUACAGUUUUUUGUCAGCAUCACAAAAACCUUGUAUCAAAAAAACUUUGGGUCAUGGCUAUGUAAAACUACACAAGUUGCAACAAACCUGCAGCAAUGCUGUUCUGACAACUUGUUAACAAGAUGUGUUUGCAUUGCUUGUUCCCAGCUUGUCAACAACAUCAACAGCUUGUGACAACUUGCUACAAGGUUGUCGAGCUCAACAGACUUAUUACAACUUGUUAUUGUCCUGCAAUUCAACAAUUUAUCAACACGUUGUGAGUGACGUUGUAGCAACUUCAUAAAAUGACAGCAUUGUUACAACUUGUUAACAAGCUUGCUACAAGCCUGUUGUAAACACAUCUUGUUGACAAGUUGUGAGAUUUUUAUUUGUGUACACUGUCUAUAUAUUUUCCAUGAAUAUCUCUAAUAUGGAUGCUGAAGGGAAACAGCAAGUUUCCUAGCAGAGGUUCAAUUGAAUUCCCUACUGCCAUUUCUCUAGCUAUCACAAGCAUACUGUCUCCUCUGGCAAAAUCAAGAAACUGGCGAUGUGGAAGGAAGACAGGGCUCCUCUCGGAAACUUGGCGGAUGCUUCUUUGCUGUGUUGGUUGACCUGAUGGCUUUGGGUAAAAUUUCAUUGGUCAGUGAACACAAGAAUAGCCUUGCUAUCCAGGUGAGAGGUUUUUGCAAGGAUGGCAGGACUGGCACUUUGUUGACAACCAGAAGUUGCAGGGGGGGUGGGUGUCUUUACACUGUCUCCAGUUUACACACAUACCCUGCCCCAGAUAAAGUCACACCAGAGCAAAUAUACCACUAGGACUGUGUUGAGAAAUAUAGCCAGGUCAUUCAAUACCCUUAGAAAACUGCUACAACCAGAGACCUAACAGGUUGAUAAUGAACAAACAGGGACAUAUUUGGAUAGUAUGUUAUCAUAUAGUGAAUGAACAGGGACAUAUGUGGAUAGUAUAGGAUAUUAUAUCAUAUGAGCUCAAAAGUUCCAUAUUUGAUACAGGUUGUCGAUACUGAACGAACAGGGACAUAUUUGGAUGGUAUAGUAUUUGAAGAGAUGGUCAAAUUUCAAAGUAAACAUCCCACAAAACAGAAGGAAGUAUCGGAAUAUAUACUGGAAGCAGUGAAAAGAGACAAUGUUGAUAAGAACUGUGCAACGCUAACACUUGAUAGUCUUGUUGACAUUGACAUCCUGGAUAAGGAGCAGAAAAUGUUAGGCUUCACAAAGAAGUAUCCAACUUUAAAGUUUGGUAUGUAUACACACUAAACUUUAACUAUGGAUUAGCUCUGUUAGUUCUGUAAUCAAUUACUACUGGAUAUCAGUUGUAUAAUCAAUUACUUCUUCUAUUUCAGAACCGGAAAACUCACUGAAACACGAGAUUUCGGAGAUUUUGUUGAAUUUUGCUGCGCCAGAUUCGUAUAUGCGUUGUCUAUUGACAAUUCUUAGAACAUCAGACAAGCUCUAUCUGACUUCGGAUCCUCUGCUGUCGAAAUAUUUCAGCAAGUCUGACUACGAGAAGAAAGUCAAGGAGAGAGUGGAUGUUAUUUCAAAUUCCUGGUCUUACUAGAUAUAGUAUCACUUCACUAGAACAACAUCGUUUUGCUAAUUCAAGAUAAAGCAAUGUAUCCAGUAGAACUGCAUGUCCACAAUAGUGCCAUUACUCUUGCUAGGAAGGACUCAAUGGUCUCAAAUAGCGUUGCAUGGCUUCUUAGCAAAGAAUUUAUCAAAUUGAUAUAGAUUAAACUUAUAUACAAUAUUAAGGCUGGUUUUACACUAUCAAAGUUUCUGUGAUCACAGUAGGAAUUUAGCCUUAGAGGUUUUCAAGGAUUGACUGAGUCAGUUCUCUCAAACAUUUCUUUCAAAUCCUUCAAAACUUAGAAUUUACCCAUGCAAAAUGCCUACUGUGAUCACAGAAACUUUGAUAAUGUAAACCAGUCUUUAAAGGUUAUUUCUUUCUGGGUCAAAAAUUUCCUAUCGCUCACGGCGAUUCUGUAAUCAGAUUGUUCGCACGCAGCUGACAUUUUAAUUUACACUGUUGUUGUUUGUGAAUUUAGUCUUGGACUUGCACGAUGUUUUGGGGAUUAAAGUUUUAGAAUUGUUAUAAGAAUGGGGGUAGACCAAGGUGUAAUAUAGUCAGUUUCUGUACAAAACAUUUUAUCAAAGCAAUUUUUAUUAAAAUAUGAACUACAUUGUAGGAUUGUUACUAUACAUUGAUUACGAAUACGCAAAACCCAGGUUGAACGUUACUCUUGGAUCAAGCAGGAUACUUGAACAAUUAUCAAAGUCUAUGACGUCACACGUACGCUUGCGUACCUAGUUUUUCACAUAUAAAGUAAAAUAGCUUCGAUUAACAAGAUUAAUUUGAUGCAAGAGCGCUGUCCAAACUGGGCAAAAACAUUGCAAUUUGAAUAAAAUGAUCAAUUGUUAAUUAUUAUUGGAAUGUAUCAUUGAAUAUCAAUUACUAACUACUCUACACAAAAUUCACCCUAAAAUUAUUACUUCACGUAUACAAUUACAAACCCUUAUCUAUACACAAUGCUGAGAGGUUAUUAAAUUAUAUUAUACACAAUGAUGACGUCACAGAUAAUUGUGACAAAUGCAGAAAAAUGCUUUCUUCGAAAAUGUUGCACACACAAUUUGGCACCCAAAAAUAAAACGCUUUCGAAACGAAAAAUUUGUCAUCAAAAAGGCUAUUUGCGUAAACGUACAAAGUUUUGUUGCACACAUAUCUCAAAUGUUAAACAACAAAACGCAAAAAGACUGGUUUCGAACCAUUUGGAAUAAAAACCUACUAGUUGAUGUUUUUUUUACUGUUGAUGGUGAAAUAUGGAAAAUACGUAUAGGUGAGAUAGAGUUGUAUGCUUGAGUUGGCUUUAGUGUGUUAUCUAUUUCACGGAAGUACAAAACUCGGUUUCUAGCGGGCAACUUACCGAGGAAAUUUCUUCAGUUCUAUACGAAACUAAGCGCAAUUAUCCAAUGCUUCGUUAUUCCGCAAUCAUGUUUGGAUCUGUGCAUGUAUGACGCUGUCUUUAUUUAUAAAAACUUCAAGAUACUGCUGUAGAUCUUCACUGCAGGGCCAAGUUUGAUUUUCAAAAUAUUCACGAUGUCUGCUUGUUGAAGUAACAGGAAUGCCUCGCCAUCAAUUUGCUACAAAGAAGAAUAUAAUUGUAAUUAGAAGGAAUCCAAUGUCGCAAUUAGAAGAAAUUCAAU
Paramuricea clavata is the source of this 4455-nucleotide messenger RNA. NCBI's taxonomy places the organism in Eukaryota, Metazoa, Cnidaria, Anthozoa, Malacalcyonacea, Plexauridae. The record is from the annotation of a GenBank genome assembly.